Messenger RNA from Quercus lobata, 737 nucleotides. RefSeq lists its product as uncharacterized. Lineage: Eukaryota; Viridiplantae; Streptophyta; Magnoliopsida; Fagales; Fagaceae. The record is from RefSeq and is a predicted model, not a curated record. The coding region runs from base 62 to 574 and encodes 170 amino acids. The transcript is spliced from 2 exons.
CCUUUAAACCCUCAAAAACAAAAAGAGAGGCUAAAACCCUAAACAAAGGAGCAGAGCAGCGAUGAACAUUUACAUGAAGCGAACUCUAUUACUGAUGAGAAGCAGUAUUACUACUUUCUACGCCAACAAGCCCAAUCAUUUUCCCAUCUCACUCGUUGCCUCGACUCUGUCACGACUCAGGCUCUACUCGUCAAAUGGAAAUGGAUCCAAUUUGACCCAUACCCAGAAACCGAAUUCCUCCGUUGAUGCAGAAGACAUCAGUAAUCCAGAGCUGAAAAAGCUCAUAGAUAAAUUCUAUGCGGGCGAUGCCGAGGCAAUACCAUCGAUCUUUGAAGCGAUUUUGAAGAGGAAAUUGGCAGGUAAGUAUGAGGAAGCUGACAAGGAGUUGAUGGAAGAAAUUGUUGGGAAGACACGCGAGUCUUCCAAUGAUAUUGAUGAUGAGGAGUCUUCCGAUGAUAUUGAUGAUGAGGAGUUUGAGUCUGAUUUGGAUGAAUUGAGUGAAACUGAUGAAUAUAUUGAUGAAUUGCAUAAUGCAAAGGAGAUUGCCAUGAAGAGAAUGGCGAGGGAUGAGUAAUGUGAACACUCUACAGAUUUGUUGAUUUUUAAUCCCAAGCAUGCUUGAUGCUUGUAUCAUGUUGGAGAAUUCAAUAUGUGCAAGUUGAAUUAUUAAUUGCACUUGUUUGUCUGACCAAUCUAAGUUAUAAAAUGUAUGUGGCUGUGAAAAUUUUCUUUCUAUA